Molecule: messenger RNA, 4224 nt
Organism: Dermatophagoides pteronyssinus (European house dust mite)
Lineage: Eukaryota; Metazoa; Arthropoda; Arachnida; Sarcoptiformes; Pyroglyphidae
Gene: Cont
Product: Contactin
Biological process (GO): cell-cell adhesion; axon guidance
Cellular component (GO): plasma membrane; axon
Molecular function (GO): protein binding
Source: RefSeq, a predicted model, not a curated record
ACCUGAACCUGUUUCUGAAUCAUUUAAAAUGGCCAACACAAACAUUUCAAUCCAUCAUACAUCAUCAUUAUUAUCAAAUUUUUUUAAAAUUCUAUUAUUAAUAUUGAUAUUAAAUUUAACAAAAGCAUAUGAAUUUAAAUGUCCAAAAGAUUGGAUUGAAUUUCGUAAUAAUUGUUAUCAAUUUAUACGUUCACCAACAAAAAAUUAUGAAGAAGCUAAUGAACGUUGUUUUAUUUAUAAUGCCUAUCUAUUAUCAGUAUUAUCGACUGAUGAACAUCAAUUUAUAACCGAUUGGUUAAGACAAAAUGAUCCAUUACAUAUGAGCUGGUAUACAUCAGCAAUUGAUACUAAUAAUAAUGCAUGGCGUUGGAAUGUACCAGCUAAUCGUCUUAGUGAUUCUGGUUCAAGCUCAAUAUUUGCUGCCAAUAAUAUUAAUAAUAAUAUUAAUAAUAAUGAUCAACAAUCAUCAUCAAUUAAUUCAAUGAUGACACAUCAUCGUGAUCAACGUUAUUAUUCAGUUAUUGCUGCAUUAUGGUUACCAAUACAGCAAAAUAAUGUCUAUGAUGAUCAACAACAACAACAACAACAACAAUCACAGCAAUCAAAUUCAUUGGAUAUUUGGAAUAAUCAACGUCAACAGGGUAAAAAUGCUGUAUAUAAUUUUUCACAAUCAUUAAAUCGUUGGGGUUUACUACGUACAAACGGUAAUGAAUAUAAUGCCUAUAUCUGUAAACUACGUAAAGAAGAUGUUAAUUUUGCCAAUGCAAUUGAACGUAAUAUCGAUUAUGGUGUAAAUGUUAUUGAUUCGGCAAAAAUUCCACGUGGUCCACGAUUUGUACAUGAACCAAAAGAUGUUAUAUUCGAUGUUAGUGGUCGUAGUCAAUUAAAUUAUGCAACAUUAAAAUGUGUUGCCGAUGGUUAUCCAACACCAACAUAUAAAUGGUAUAAAGAAGAAUAUAUUGAAAAUCAGAUACGUUCAAAUCCUAUUGAUCCAUUAUCUGAUCGUCGUUAUACACAAACCGAUGGUAUAUUGAUUAUUGAUAAUCCACAAACUGAUCGUGAUCGUGGUAAAUAUCAUUGUAUUGCUGAAAAUCGUUUUGGUUCAAUCAUAUCACAAACAGUUCAAUUAACAUUCGGUUAUAUUGGAGAAUUUACGAAAAAACGUUCACCCGAUUAUGGUCGAGAAUAUUGGGGAAAAUCAAUAUCAUGUGAUCCUCCAAAACAUCAUAUCUCUGUCAGUUAUCAUUGGUCACGUGAAUCAUUUGAAUAUAUCAUCGAAGAUGAUCGUCGUACAUUCGUAUCAAGAGAUGGAAAUCUUUAUUUUUCAUCAUUAGAAAAGAUUGAUCGUGCCAAUUAUUCUUGUAAUGUAAAAUCAUCGAUUGCAUCUAGUGGUCGUACUGGUCCAUUUUUUCCAUUAAUUGUUGAUUCAGCAUCUUCAUCACAAAAACUUUUGUUUCCAAAUCAUUUUCCAAAAAUAUUUCCCGAAAUUAAAUUAGCCGGUUCUGAAGUACGAUUAGAAUGUAUGGCAUAUGGUUAUCCUGUACCAUAUUAUAAUUGGACACGUGAAGGUUUAACUACACAAAUGCCCGAAGGACAUUAUCUAGCAAGUUUUAAUCGUGUAUUAAUAAUACCACAAGCUAAAGUUGAAGAUAGUGGUGAAUAUGUUUGUACAGCAACAUCGGGUAAAGAUGUUAUAUCGAAAAGUGUACAAUUAUCGAUACAAUCAUUGCCAAUAAUAUUACAACAUAUUGGUAAUAAAGUUGUUGAACGUGAUUUAUCCGUAUUAACAUGGGAAUGUGCUGCAUUUGGUAUACCAUCGGUUAGUUAUACAUGGUAUAAAAAUGGUGUCGAAAUAUCGGAUCGUAAUAAGAUGACAUAUUUUUCCGAAGAAGAUCGAAAUCGUUAUGAAGUUCGUGGAAAUAUGUUACUUAUACAUGGUUUAAUACCUGAACGUGAUGAAGGAAUGUAUCAAUGUCAAGCUACAAAUGAACUUGGUACAGCAUUUUCAAGUGGUCAACUUCGUAUCGUACAGAUGGCACCAUCAUUUCGUAAACAUCCGAUGCCUAACGAAAUGUAUGCAGCCGAAGGUGGAAACAUUACCAUACCUUGUGUACCAGAAUCAUUACCAAUACCGUCAUUUGAAUGGCAAAAAGACUUCAAUCGUAUUUUGAUGGACGAUCGAAAACGUGUAUUACCGAAUGGUUUUCUAACCAUUUCACCUGUACAUCGUACUGAUAUGGGCGAAUAUACUUGUGUUGCACGAAAUUCGUUAGGAACCGAUAGAACACGUGGUAUUUUACGUGUAUUUAAUCGACCCAAACUAUAUAUUCGACCGAAUCCGGUUUAUGAUCUAAAAAUUGGUCAAUCAAUUGAGCUACCAUGUAUGGCCAUUACUGAUCCACAAUUGGAUUUAGCAUAUAAAUGGCAACACAAUGGACUUCGAAUUGAUUUCGAUAGAAUGCCUCAAUAUUCAAUGGCUGGUAUUGAUGGAAAUCUUCGAAUCAAUAAUCUUACACUGGCUGAAACUGGCGAAUAUGAAUGUAUAGUACAAACGACAGUUGGUUUAACAUCGGCAACAACAAAAAUUCAAUUAUAUGCUCAUCCUGGAGCGCCUGGUGCAUUAUUAGCAGAUGAUAUUACGGCAACAUCAGCUCGACUGCAAUGGAGUGAUGGAUCCGAUAAUGGUCGACAAAUUGUUGGCUAUCAAAUCGAAGGCAUUACUAAUCAUGAUAGUGGUUGGCAAUGGUUGGCUAAUUCAACCGAAUUACUUAAUCCAUAUACAAAAAUUCAUGAAAGUGGUCGUACAAUGCUUUAUCUUCGUGAUGUUCUUUCACCUUGGUCAACAUAUCGAUUUCGUGUUUCAGCAAUGAACGUUAUUGGCAUGGGACCACCAUCUGAACCAAGUCCAUCAUAUAAUACAGAAAAAGCAGUGCCAUUUAAGGCUCCAAGCAAUGUAGGCGGUGGUGGUGGUAAAGCCGGUACAUUAACUAUUACUUGGGAUCCAUUACCACCAAAAGAUUGGAACGCUCCUGACAUCUGGUAUCGAAUUUUUUACAAACCAAAUUCUUCCUAUUAUGAACAACAACCUUAUAUUGACAAGAAUCUGACACAUUUAGGCAACAUUAAUAUGUAUACAGUGAAUGUUGGUGAAGAAAAUUAUUAUCAAGCAUAUUUGGUUAGAGUUCAGGCAAUGAAUUCAGUAGGUGCCGGCACCGUAAUCAGUGAACCAACAAUAGUUUAUUCGGCUGAAAGUAUGCCACAGAUUGCACCGGCCGGUGUAAAUGCAUUAGCAUAUAAUUCCACAGCAUUGAAUGUAACAUGGUCACGUUUGGAUACAAGCCGUGAAAAGAUGCGUGGUCGUUUGAUUGGACAUCGAAUAAAAUAUUGGAAAAUGAAUCAAGAUCCACAAUAUGAUUCACUUACAUUAUUAAAACGUGGUUCCGAUCCAUGGGGAUUGAUUGUCGGUUUAAUGCCAGAUACAGAAUAUUAUAUUGCAGUAAUGGCAUACAAUGAAGCUGGAUCUGGUCCCGAAAGUGAACCAUUCUUAGCACGAACAUUUAAAGCUGCACCACAACAACCGCCAACAUCCGUAAAUGUUACGGCCAUAGAUUCACAUUCAGUAUUGGUAACAUGGCGUGGUAUUAGUUCAUUAACAAAUGCUGAAGAACCAAUCAGUGGUUAUAAGGUACGAUAUUGGGAUAGUGAUCAACCAAUUUCACGUGCACGUGAAAUAAUUAAACCAUUAGAUGGUAGUGAUUUACGUGCCAUUAUUAGUGAUCUAAUACCUGGAAAAGUAUAUAAACUUCGUGUACUUGCAUUUAGUAAUGGUGGUGAUGGUAAAAUGUCUCAACAGAUUGAAUUCAAAUUAAGUGAUGGUAUUGCUGCACCAUAUCAGAUGAACAAUAUUGAUGGCUGCCAACAAUUAUCAAAAUAUUUAUCAACAUUAACAUUAAUAUUAUCAUCAACAUUUUUCAUUAUUUAUUUUUGAGCUUUAUUUUUUUUUUCUUUUUAAUUUUUUUCUGUAAGCUUGAAAUGAAAUUAUUUGUGAACCUAGUCGUAUCAUCACAUCCACAUUGUGUAUUUUUUUUUAAAUUUUUUCUUUUUACUGACUUUCACCAUUAUAAUAUUUUUCAUAUCCACUCAAACAUUCCUUUAUUGCAUAAUUAUAUAAUGAAAUGGUAUGAAUUGAAAAAAGAAAAUUUUAAUUCAAAAUUCAUUUUUUUU